Auanema sp. JU1783 is the source of this 456-nucleotide messenger RNA. The record is from the annotation of a GenBank genome assembly. Lineage: Eukaryota; Metazoa; Nematoda; Chromadorea; Rhabditida; Rhabditidae.
AUGGAUCGUCGUCUUCGUUUCGGAGCACCUUUCUCUCCUUUGAUGAACUUCAACACACGAUUCUUUGAUGACUUCGAAUUUGACCGACCAUUCCAAAGACCUUAUUGGAAUGACCAUAGUAUGUUGACUGCUCACAAGAUUGGAGAAGCUCAAGAUGUCAUUGACAACGAGCGCGAGUAUACCGUUUCUGUCGACGUAUCUCAGUUCGAGCCAGAAGAGCUGAAAGUGAACAUUGUUGAUGACAAACUCGUUAUUGAAGGAAAGCAUGAAGAGAAGUCUGACAAAUACGGAACUGUUGAACGUCAUUUUGUUCGUAAAUACCAACUCCCUCCUUUCGUUAAAGCUGAAGAGAUCAAGAGUGAUCUGAGCAAAGAAGGAGUACUUACAGUUCGAUAUGACAAGAAGCCAGAACAACAACCACGCACCAUCCCCAUCAAGAUCGCUCCAAAGCAGUAA